AUGGCAGUAUUGGCACCAUUUGUGGACGCUGUGGGCGGCUCUCAGGUACGCUCACGGCGCCGCACAGGCGGCCCCUCAGCAGUCCUUUUUCCUGAAGAUGAAUACGACCAGAUGCAAGUCGAACGCAUCCUCAAAAGCCUCGAGGACGGUUCUGUCCCUUCUGCCGCAUCGGAUAUCGAAGAACUCAUGAGAUCCCUACUUCAAGCUGCAGGGAACCACCGUGGCGGGGGAGCAUUACGGGCCAGGCCACUAGCUGCACAUUUGGAGCAAAACCCAGAAUUCCUUACGGAGACAUUGCCAUUCAUGGCGAGUGUUGCUCGGCAUCUACGCGAUCUCUUCCCACAGGGACUGCCUCAUCUGUCGCCGUCGAAUUCCGCGACGCAUCUGCGGCGAAUUCAAGUUUAUGCUUUGCUGUCUGCGAGUUUCUUCGGGAUAAUUCCUCAUGGGCAGCGGGAUUUGUUGAGUGAUUGGGGCAAUUUGCGUCUCAAUGCGCUGGACAUGCAUCACCGGGGCUUCUUUGAGCGGGCGCCAAAGUUCCAAGCUCUUCUGGCUUACUUUGGCGCCAUGCAUAAGCGGAUGGGCAGCUGCUGGAUGCAGAUGCUCGAGCGAAAUGACUUCUCAGAGGCGAAGUGCCCCUCCACCUGUUUGUGUCAAGAAGGACGGACGCUAGACAUUGCUCCAGUUGACGAAAAGAUCAGCUUUUACUUGCACACUCCGGAGCCCACCACGUUCACGGGGCCCAAGGGAGAACAGGUGUCUCGAGACAAGGUCGAUGUUGAUGAAAUGAUUACUCAGCCAAUUCCCCUCACAAAAUUGGUGGUCCAACUAGAUGGGGAUAUUACGAAGAGUGAUGGAAAUUUGCAAGUAGACUUUGCAGAUCAGUUUGUUGGGGGCCUGGCCAUGUUUAGGGACCACGUGGCCCAGGAAGAACUGCUUUUCACGCUGAGGCCCGAGAUGCUCGCAGUUAUGCUGAUCACGGCCGCCCUUAAGGAUCAUGAGGCAAUUGUUAUUAAGGAGGGCUGCCACUGGAGCGUCCACGGCCGAACUCCCGUGGACCACAUGGGACGGCGGGAGACAACUGUAGUCGCUAUAGAUGCCCUUGAGCUUAAGCAUGACAGGCAAAGGCAAUACACCACUAAGAAUUUAAAACGAGAGAUCCUCAAGGCAGCCCUUGGCUUUCAGGGGGAUCCAUUUGAAGAUACACUUCCUGGGACAAGAGCUGGGGUUGCGACUGGCAAAUGGGGAUGUGAAAUAUUUGGCGGUAACACCCAAUUAAAGACUUUACUGCAGUGGAUUUCCUCAAGUGGUUGUGGGCGAGAUAUGUACUUCAUGGGAUUCAAUGACAAGAGAUUGGCAGGCAUGGAGAAAAAGCUGUCGGAAAUUGGCAAGAGAUUCCCUACCACUAAGGAUCUCUUCGACGCGAUCGUACGGUGUAUUGAGCAGACUGGGGGGAGACCUAGCCGCGAAUGGAGCCUCUGGGAUUCUCUGCUAAAGCUAGAACCAACGACGUCACAUUGA
Molecule: messenger RNA, 1518 nt
Organism: Eimeria acervulina
Lineage: Eukaryota; Apicomplexa; Conoidasida; Eucoccidiorida; Eimeriidae
Product: Poly(ADP-ribose) glycohydrolase, related
Exons: 6
Coding region: 1-1518 (505 amino acids)
Biological process (GO): ATP generation from poly-ADP-D-ribose; regulation of DNA repair; carbohydrate metabolic process
Cellular component (GO): cytoplasm; nucleus
Molecular function (GO): poly(ADP-ribose) glycohydrolase activity
Source: RefSeq, a predicted model, not a curated record